Messenger RNA from Tachysurus fulvidraco (yellow catfish), 6788 nucleotides. RefSeq names its product cardiomyopathy associated 5 (gene cmya5). Lineage: Eukaryota; Metazoa; Chordata; Actinopteri; Siluriformes; Bagridae. The record is from RefSeq and is a predicted model, not a curated record. The coding region runs from base 510 to 5564 and encodes 1684 amino acids. Gene Ontology annotation, molecular function: protein binding. The transcript has 13 exons.
UUGUUCAUACAUUCAUUAUACUGUUUGUUUUGAAUAGAACAGUGAAGUCUAACACUGAAUUUAACUAGCUUGUACAGUUUUUUUAAUGCCUUGCGUUAUGUCCUGAGUUCAUCAUGAAGCAUUUGAGUGAAGAGGUUGUGGUGUAAAAUUAGCUCUUAGCUUCAGGCCUCACAAAACAUGGAGGUGUCCAACUGGUGUCAUAUUACACACCAUAGCGCGCUUAUAGUUUAUCAUCUAAACACGGCUGGUCUUCAUUUAUCUUCUUUUGCUGUCUUAAAAAAGAGAAAUAAGAAAGUCUUGUAAAGGCUGCGAACUCUCCUGAAAAGGAAAAGAGACUGUUUUUUUCUGGUUUUCUCACUGCGUGCGAGAGCAGAGCUCGACAAUCAUUUGCAUUCUAUUUCGAGCGCGCUGAGUAAGACGAACCGAGCGCACUUGCGAUGGUCCCAACACGAAGCUGCACUGCUUUCAAUAAAAAAUUUAAAUCACUUCCACGGUUUUAGACGAACAAAAUGGAGUCUCAUGCGCAGGAAGAAAAUGAGAGUACUUUGCCGGAGAUUCAGGACGACGGGACUGAGGCAACCAACAUUGACGACGACGAAGUUGAAGAACUUCAUAACAGUUUAAAGGAAGUAGUUGACGAUCCGGCCGUAAAGCCCAAGUUCCAGUGCCUGAUGGUGGACCCGUCGUUCUCCAUGGUGACUGUACAGAGCGAGGACAGUGGGAUUGUGUGGGAGACUGCGUCAAGCAGGUGCUCAACCCCAUGGGCAUCAGAAGCCAGCUCUCCAUCAGAUUCAUACAGCCUGGAGGGUUCAGGGACACAGGGUAAUAUAGUCAUCAUUAUGGAUGAAGAUAAGGUGAAAAGAAGGAAAAAAACAAGCAGUAGAGGGAAGUUGGGUGACAGGUUUCGCAGACCAGGCUCCAGAUUGUCAGGCCCUGCUAUAGGAGAGGAGAGACCUGCAAUGAUUGAAGUCUCUGUGCCAAAUAUAAGAUGUGAAGAUUCAGAGAAUGGUCAAACAGCAGAGGGAAAACCAGACAAGGAUCAAGAGCUAUUUAACUUGAUUUCUGAGGGUUUUGAAAUCCUCAAUAUUGUAGUACCAUCAAAGCUUCCUACAGUGGAUGAGGAAUGCAGUACAGAAUUGCCAGACAAUUUGUCCUACUUGGAGGACACGCCAAAGAUCAAAACAAAGUGCACACAUGAAAGCUUAGCUCCCACCACCAUUCCUAAGGACACAGACAUUGAAAUUCAGAAAGUAAAAGAAGACAGUCCCACAGACUUAUCUCAGACUUCUGCUAAUGAGCAGCUCAAGAAAGAUGAAAAUGAUAUGGACUACUUAGAGAAAUUCACACUGCUAGAUCAACAUGCACCAGAUGAUGAGUCUGAGAAGCCUGGGCCUACACAGGAUAUCCAGCAAGAGGAGCCUAAGGUGCCAGAACAAAAGGUGGAGGACACAGUUGAUGAGAGUUCCUUUGUCAUUGUCACUGAGGUUGAAAUCGCAGAUGAUCAUCUAGAUGAAGUGUUUUAUGGAGCAAGUUGCAAUGCAGAACCAUCAAACCAUAAAGAAAACAAAGCACAUGCAAGUGGGAGCUUUAAAAUACUCAAAGAGUGUGGUUCAACUUUAUUUGACAGCCAGGAGACUAUCCUUACUCCGAUUUUCCUUCCCCCUGGCCCACCCAAGAUCAUAGAUCAAGAACUCCUAGAUGAGCCACGAGCAUUGUCGUUCCAUUACUCAGAUCUUUAUGAAGAUGCUCUUGGUGAUAGAAAAAAUGAUGACACCUCAGACAUCGAAAGUGUUGUUUCAGAAAAGUCAUUUAAAAGACGUUAUUCUGAUUCAGAUGAAGGAGAUGGCUAUCUGGAGAAAUUCAUAUUGAAAGAUGACACUCCAGUGGUUGAAGAUGUACAAGAGGUUGACACUGCACCCAGUGACAGAAUGAUAUGGCCAGAAAGUAAAUUUGAAAUGACUGGAUGUUUAAUACGUGUUGAGGAUGAUGCUCCCCAAGAAGAGGACGUUGGUGCCGAUCAAGCUGAGUUAGAGAGCAAACAUGAUGUAAAAGAUGAAUGUCAGCCUUCAUAUUCGUCAAAGGACUGUGAAGAGUGUGAUGGGCUGCAAACUGGCUGUGUAACAGUUAAGUGUGUUUCAGAGAAUUUACAGGGAUGUGAAGAUUGUGACAUGAAAACUGGUUGUGCGUCCCGAAAAACUGUCUCAUCUGAUAAACUUCCUUUAAUAAAAGAGCUGCAUAAAACAGCAAAUCAGGAAGUAGAUAAAAUGUUAUUGAUAGAGGAUGGAAAACAAAGUGAAGUUCAGGAAUUAAAACACAAGGACAAACAGAUUUCCAGUGAUUUAGUAAAAGAAAAAGUGACUGGACUGAAUGAUAAAGUUGAGAUUCAAGAAACCAUUAGUAUUACCAAGGAACAAGCACUGGGCAAGGAUCAGCAAGUUACAACUACAACACAAGAAUUAGGUAUAACUAAUUUAGUGAAAGAUUUUGAUAUAAAAUAUACAUCACCAAAAAGUACAGCUGAAGAAACAGGAAGCGAACUUCAAGAAGAAAUCGGUCAAAAAAAGGUCUGUGAAUCAGAGAAAUGUGAAGAUGAGACCAUGAAUUUUGGUGAAAAAAUGAUAGAAUGUCAAGUGAAAAUUAGUAAAGCAGUAAAGGAGAUACCUGCUGUAGAUGAAGUCCUGAAAGAUACUGCAGGGAAGCAGGAGCAAGUCACUGACAAAACUCUGGUCCCAGAAGUGGAAGAUAUAAACAGUGAAAUCAAAACUACGCAGGAACAGAAACGUUUAAAUGAAGCAGGUACGACUGAAGAGAAAGUUGAAGAAACCAAGGUUGAGGCUACAGAAAAGCUAAAAGAACCGACUGAGACAGACACAGUGCCGGUGUUUGAUAGAAAGACUUCAGGUACAGACAGUGUAACACCAGAGAAGAAAGAAUCUGUCUUUACACAUGGGAAGAAAGAUGAUGAGACAUACUUAGAGUUACCAACAGGUGAUGAUCUCAGAGAGAUCUCAACUGAUACCAAAGAGCCUGAAAGUGAUGUUAUGUUUCCUCCUGCUCCUGAGAUCACUGAAAGGGAUCCAGCAGCCGAAGUGGUUGACGAGGAAGGUGGCAGGGAAGAGAGCCUAGAGUUAGCAGAUGUUUUAAGUGAUUCACAUGCUGAGAUUGAGAUGAUUUCACUCAUUCCUGCUAAGGAACCAGAUGCCUCAUCCAAAAUGACUGUGCCAGCCACUGUAACUAAGGAAGAGAUAAUGGAUGUAGUGAUAGACAGAAGUAAGUUAGAGACCAUAAGUUGUGAGGCCCAUAAGCCUGUACACCAAGUAGAUAUGAACAAAGUAGAUGGUGUCUCUAAAGUGUCAGUACAACAAGUGGAAGGAGAAAGUAAAAGUAAAACCAAAAAAAUACUUCUAAAGGAUACACACAAAGAAGAGUUCUGGAGAACUCUGGAGCCUGCAAGUCCUUCUUCUCCAAUGGAGAUGCUGGACUCAACAAUGAGGGUUUCACCUUUAGAAGAUGUAGAUUAUAUUAAAGAAAGUGAUAACUUUGGCAUGGAUCGAACCAUAAAAAGAGACAAAAUCCCCUUUUCAACUUUACGUAGUUUCAGCCCACUGGAAGACCUUUCUGGGUUUGGCCGUGAUUUGACAGAGCCUGGUUUGCAAAAGGAAAUUUAUGAGGAGCUAGAUUAUGAGAUGGUCACUGAGCAUGAUGCAAGGCAGUCAGAGACUGAAGUAACUGUAGCUAAAGAAGAAUAUCUGGAACAUGGCCAGGAUCAAUCUCAAGAGCCUACAUUUGAGGCAGACUAUGAAUUUAUUGAGGACUUGGAUAGCACCCAAAUGUCAGAGCUCAGUCAAAUGAAGGAAAAAGUAGAAAUUCAGCCAAUGGAUGCAUUUUGCCUCGUCUGUCGUUGCCCAAUCUUAUUGAGUGAUGGUGGCCACGGAAUUCAUGAGGUGUCGACGUUGGAAAAAGCAUUUGUAGACAUUAAGAAUCAGUUGAGUAACUGCAUAUCGGUUCUACAAGAAAGAUCAGAAAACAUUGAGGAUAUGGUUUCUGAACUUGAGAUGGCGUACAACUCUGUGGAGGAGCAAUGCGAGGAUGGUGAGAAAGCUCUGGAUGAGCAAAACAAGGAGAUGAUGAAGCUGGUGAUGGAGAGGUACAAUGAAAUGUCUCAGGCAAUGGAGGAGGAGAAAAAGGCCAAACUUGAGCAGCUUUACGAUCAAAUAGUAUCUUUCCAAAAGAGCAUUGACUCAGCCAAGGAGACGAUGGACGCGAUAACAAAAGAGACGGAAGAGACGGAUGAGUUAGCAUUUCUGUUGUCAUACAAAGACAUUGAUAUAAGGUUAAAAACAGCUUUAGACUCAGUCAUGCCUCUAGAGCUUGGCCCACGAGGUUUGCUUGUAUUUGAAGAUUAUGCCAAAGGAACCACAGGAAAUGGGAAGAGAAACCGGGAAGUGAUUCCAGUGCCCCAGCAACCCCAUCUUCAGCCGCAGGAAGUUAAUUCUGCCACAAGCACCUCUGUCACUGUAUACUGGACAGUGAAUGAAGGAGACAUCAUUGACUGUUUUCAGGUCUACUGCAUGGAAGAACCUCAAGGAGCCAUUUCAGAGGAGUACAGAGUGACAGUGAAGGAGAGUCACUGUAAUCUGGAGGAGCUGGAGCCAGAUAAGUGCUAUAAAGUAUGGGUGAUGGCAGUGAACUACACUGGCUGUAGUCUGCCCAGUGAGAGACUUCCUUUUAGAACAGCCCCAUCUGUUCCAGUGAUUAACCCAGAAGCCUGCACAGUUUUGUGGGAAUCUGCUACAAUCCGCUGGAGCUUGUCUCAGCCCAGCGCUGCCGAGAACUUUACUCUAGAGUACUGCCGCCAAUACGCCUUGGAGGGAGAGGGCCUCAGGUCUGUGUCUGGGAUAAAAGGCUGUGAGCAUAAGGUCCUCCUUCAACCCAAUGAGAACUUCCUCUUUUACAUCAAAUCAGUGAACAGUGCAGGAGCCAGUGAUCAGAGCGAGGCAGCUCUUAUCUCUACACGAGGUACCAGGUUCCACUUACUGGGUGAAACAGCUAAUAUAGCGCUGAAGGUUUCUGAAGACAAGAGCUCUGUGCAGUAUCCUGUGGAAACCUACAAUAAGAUGUCCACACUUAUAGAAUGUCCAGCAGUUAGAGGCGAGCUUCUGCCGCGAGUUGGAUAUCAUUACUGGGAAACGGUGGUAACUGGCUGUAAAGCCUACCGCAUUGGUGUUGCCUAUCAGACAGAACCACAGGACAGCACAGUGGGUGACAGCAGCACCUCCUGGUGUCUGCACUGUGUACCCACCUCCAUCAGCUGUAGGUUCGAGCUACUUCACGACAGCGUGGAAUCGGACAUUUUUGUUACGGACGUUCCUGCUCGAAUUGGCGCUCUUCUGGACUUCAUACAGGGCCGCUUGCUCUUCUUCAACGCUCAGAAUGGCCAGUGUCUGGGCUCGUUCCAACAAGCCUUCAUCCAGCCCUGCUACCCCAUAUUCACCCUGGAGAGACCUGGGAAACUGGAGCUUAAGAUGACCACAGAGGUCCCAGAGUUUGCCAAGCAGUGGUAGCUCUAGGAUUUCUGGAGAAUCUGUCUUUAUUUUAUUUCCCUCGGGAUUGCAAUCCAUCAGACUUUUUAAAUGUGUCAUAUUUUUUAGUUAUUAAAAAAAAAAAGGACAUUUCAGGCUCAAAGGUUUAAACUGGAACUAACAAUAAUUUAAAUCCUUUAAAAAAAUAAGUAGAAGAAGAAACUCGAUUAUACUAGAAACUCACUUUUAUUUCCUUCCACACAAGUGGAAAGUGAGGCAUAGACCACAAAUGAUGUUCUAUACAGAUGAAUAAGCCACCAGAAAGGUGUGCAAAAUGUUUGCUGAUAAAUUACAGUAACUGCCCAUAAAACUAGUCACACACACACACACAUAUUACACAGGCAGGUACUGAGAAUGAGUUACAUACGUAAUACAGGACAGUAUUCUCUUAAAGUAAAGAUGUCAUUUAAAAGAAAAUCGCUAUUUGAAUGUGUUUUUCCAUUUUGUUUUGGUGGUUAAUGCGGGUUAUGGGUGUAUUGAUUUAUUUACUUUUUGUAAAUAUGGAAAUUGUGACUGCAUCAGGUAAUAACCAGUAAUAUAAUGUACUAAAAGAGAUAAAGAGUAAAGAAUGUAUACUAUGAGAAUACUCUGCUGGAGUAUAGUGCAGUAAUAUAUAGUAUAGUGUUAUCCUUAGUACAGUAGUGUGUACUUCACCCAGAUGUUGAGUAAAUGUUACUGCUGUGUUGACACAUGUUUACUUUUAUCACUUGUUAUCAUUUCCCUCUACUGUUCACAUCAUAGCUGACCAGUAGAUGCUGCUGUAAGUCUUGUGCAGUUUUCUGAUAUUUCAUUUAUUCUUUCCUUCUGCUCUGUUCAGGGGAAAACCUCUAUUUUUAUAGAUACAUUAAAUACAUAUCUUAUCAUUGUUAUUAUUAUAUUAAUCUCGGCCCUGAAUAAUUACAAUCUGUUGAUCUUUAUUGCUAUAGACAUCUGAUAGAGUGUCACUGAAGGUCAUGAAGUGAAAAGCACAUUAUUUGGCAUUUCAAGUAAAUUAUUUAAAUGCUAUUUAGCUUAUGGGUUCAACUUUAGUCAUAUUACUUUUUAAAAGCUCACUUCAGAUCAAGAAAGAAUCAUCUAUAUGCUAUACUGUCUGGGUUUUUUUUUCACUUUGUCUCUAUACAGUGAUUUAAUCAAAGAUGCCUUUAUAGUUUUACAGAAAACAAUGUCUAAAAUGUCAGUAUAUUUACAACAUACAAGACUUUUGUC